UUGUAACAGACAGAAAGUAUAAAGUGCUUUAAUGUCUAAAUGGUCAAACAAAUAUGCGUGGAAAUAUCCUCAAAUAAAAGUCACUUCACCAAACCCAACCAGGACUUCACCUUCUACUGCUGCAAAUCAUGAAGACAUCUCUGGUCCUCCUUGCCCUCGGUCUGCUGGCUUGUUCAGUCCAUGGGCAAGAAGAGGUUGACACUGAUAAUGACCACAAGGAAGUAGAACAUCUGAAUACCACCAAGCCAUCUACAGAUUUGCGAAAGGACUUUGAUGACGACCUUGAGUGGCAAGAGCUAUCAUGGAGUCCAUUAUGCGGGCUGUGUAAGGAACUGCUGACCUUAGUGAAGAAGGCUCUCUCCAGUCACCCUACAAAGGAGGAGAUAAAGCUGGCACUAUUGGUCGCYUGCGAUGCACUGGGACCCGCUAGCCCCGUGUGUAUGUCUAUGGUCAAUAUGUGGWUGGAUGUGUUGAUUGACGAGCUUCUCAAACACAUUAAAGUGAGGCCCAUCUGCGUUAAGAUWCACGCCUGCAAACCAAAGAACGUUUUGGAUUGGAGAAACCGCCAGAAUAUGGAAAAACAGUCGGAUAACUUAACAGAUGCCAGCACGUUAACACAACAACCUUUCAAGAUGCCAACAUGCUGGGUGUGUAAGACCCUGCAGACCAUCGUGAAGAAAGUGAUCACCAGUUGUCCCUCCAGCAGGGACGACAUAAAGCUGGAACUAAKAAUGGCAUGCGAUGAACUGGGCCCCCUUAGCCCGGUGUGUAAAGACAUGGCGGAAACAUCCUUUGAGGUGCUGCUUAAGGAGUUUACCUGCAGCCAUCACAAGAACAACCUGAAUUAAGAUUCAAGCCUGCAAACCAAAUUCAGUGUUUGGGACCUGAGCUACUGAUCAAGCAGCCAGUAUCCAGAUUCCAACGUGAGAAGA
Molecule: messenger RNA, 932 nt
Organism: Salvelinus sp. IW2-2015
Lineage: Eukaryota; Metazoa; Chordata; Actinopteri; Salmoniformes; Salmonidae
Product: pulmonary surfactant-associated protein B
Biological process (GO): defense response to bacterium; lipid metabolic process
Source: RefSeq, a predicted model, not a curated record